AUGUCUGAAAAUAACCCAGUGCCGUCCCAGACGCUACACCCCCAACAGGGUCAGCAGCCCGCUUUCGGAGCGUACAAUCUCUCGGAGCCCGAGGGCGAGGAUGCGCCUUCCUCCGGUCAACAAGACCAACUCCCACAGCUGUCUGGACAAGAAGCAGAUGUUCCAAUGGCGCAUGGGGCCAGGAGCGAGAGGUCGUACAGCGGGGUGGGACUUUCGGGGGAAUUUGAGGAAGAGGACUUUGGUGACAGUCAGUGGCAGGCUGGGGAUAUGUAG
Aspergillus mulundensis is the source of this 273-nucleotide messenger RNA. RefSeq lists its product as uncharacterized. The record is from RefSeq and is a predicted model, not a curated record. Bases 1 to 273 code for a protein of 90 amino acids. NCBI's taxonomy places the organism in Eukaryota, Fungi, Ascomycota, Eurotiomycetes, Eurotiales, Aspergillaceae. The transcript has 2 exons.